Molecule: messenger RNA, 1521 nt
Organism: Arxiozyma heterogenica
Lineage: Eukaryota; Fungi; Ascomycota; Saccharomycetes; Saccharomycetales; Saccharomycetaceae
Gene: CAB3
Product: phosphopantothenoylcysteine decarboxylase complex subunit CAB3
Exons: 1
Coding region: 1-1521 (506 amino acids)
Biological process (GO): coenzyme A biosynthetic process
Cellular component (GO): phosphopantothenoylcysteine decarboxylase complex
Molecular function (GO): FMN binding; phosphopantothenoylcysteine decarboxylase activity
Source: RefSeq, a predicted model, not a curated record
AUGUCAGAACAAACUUGGAAACCAAUUCCAUUUGAAAGUUCAAAGAAGCAGAUAGAGGAAUUCAAUAAAAGAGAGACUGACACAGUUAUAUGUAAUCCUGGUGUUGGCAUAGGAUCAGGCACUAAUGGAGUGAGCAGAUCAGGUAAGAAAUACAGUGAACCAUCAAUUAUCCCAUCAUUACAAGAUAACCCAUCAAUGAAAAGAAAUACAUCUGUUUCUUUUGAUAUACCACCACAGAAUUUAUCUCAACUGUAUCACCGUCAUUCUAUAAGUAAUAAACUGAAUCCACAGCUAAAGUCACAAGAUGGUAAGAAGGGUCUCGAUAUCUCACAAAAGGCUUCUUUGAAGGAUAUAGAUGCUAUUGGAAAUUCUCUAACUGAGCAGGACCAAGAAAGACAACAACAACAACGAGAUGAAGUGGAAGAAGAAGAAGAUAAAGAAGAAGAAAAAGAUACAGGUGAUAUUGGUGAUGACAAAGAAAGAGAUUGUGCGGUUCAUAUGCCAGGUGAUUUUGUGUAUAUCAAACCUGUAGAAGCUACAGUUAAGACGCCGGCAACCAAAUCAAAGCUGCAUACUGGACAAAUAGUAAAGCAAAAACCGUCUAAUAAGAUUGUGUUUAACAAGGAUGAAUAUAGCCCCCUAGAUAACACAUUUGAUUUCAAUAAAGAAGAUGACAAUAAAUUCCAUAUCUUAAUUGGUGCUACUGGAUCCGUAGCUACAAUAAAAAUUCCAUUAAUCAUUGAUAGAUUAUUCAAAAUAUAUUCACAUGAUACAAUUUCCAUCCAGUUAAUAUUGACUAAAGCAGCAGAACAUUUUCUUCACCGAUCGAAAAUUUCAAAGGAUGUUAAGAUAUGGCGAGAAGACGAUAUGAAGUCACGUCUAUGGAAUUUUAAUAAUGAUGUAAUUCAAAAUAGUUCGUUUAGUAAUUUGAAUAAUAGUGGGAAAAGGAUACGCAAGGAUACUGUGGAGCCUAUAUUGUUUCAUGAAUUAAGUAGAUGGGCAGAUAUAUUUCUUAUUGCACCAUUGAGUGCCAACUCUUUAGCUAAAUUAGCCAAUGGGAUAUGUAAUAAUUUGAUUACCUCGGUGGUAAGAGAUUGGAAUGUAAAGAAGACCCCUAUUGUAGUGGCACCUGCAAUGAACACUUUCAUGUAUAUAAAUCCAAUGACAAAGAAACAUCUGAUGAUGUUAAAGGAAGAUAUCCCUACUUUGGAGAUUUUAAAGCCUGUAGAGAAAGUAUUGAUUUGUGGUGAUAUCGGUAUGGGUGGGAUGAGAGAGUGGAAUGAUAUUGUAGAAAAUAUACGAUUGAAGAUCAAGGAAAUACAUAGGCAAAGGCAUGAGAAUGAUUUAGAUAAUGAAGAUCAAGAGUUAGAACAAAUUCACAAAGAUUUAGCAGACGAAGAUGAUGAAGAUGAUGACGAUGAUGACGAUGAUGACGAUGAUGAAGGAGAAGCAAAAGGUGUUAAUACGGAACUUGAAAGUGAAGAAGAAGAGGAGGAGGAGGAGGAAGAUGAUGAUGAAUAA